Molecule: messenger RNA, 1051 nt
Organism: Ciona intestinalis (vase tunicate)
Lineage: Eukaryota; Metazoa; Chordata; Ascidiacea; Phlebobranchia; Cionidae
Source: RefSeq, a predicted model, not a curated record
ACCAUCAUGACUUAGCACUCUAGUAGCUGCAGCACCAUAAAUAUUUGUACUAAGAUUUGUUCAAAUGCAUUUGUAUAUAGUAAAUUAUAUGGUUAACUUUGCCUCUGCAUGUUGGGUAUUACUGGGACUGUUUUUGUUGAGGUAUUUGCAAAGAUAUUGUUUAUGUAAUUUGUGGAAUUUUAAAUCGUUUUCCAAAGUUUCGGUGGCUAUGCUUUCGUCUCAGUGAUGUCUUUGAUUUACAGUGUUCGUGUUGACUGUAGAUACAUAAAUAGAGUCUGUAACUGCAAACAUGGGAUCUUCUGAUGCGAAUAGGAUUGCAACAAUGCUGAAGGGCAUUGACAGAUACAACCCUGAAAACCUUGGUGAAUUAGAGCCACACGUUAAACAACAGUUGGCCAACAAUACAUAUGAUUUACCUGCCAAUCUUGCUAUACUAAAACUAUAUCAAUUCAAUCCAUCUUUCUUCCAAGUUGACAUUGUUUGCGGCAUCUUGUUGAAAGCCCUCACAUCCCUGCCAAGCGCUGACUUCUCGCUAUGCGAAUGUUUGAUUGACCAGCAUCACCACGAAGACCAACAGAUUGGUCGUCUUAUAUUCCUUCAUCACCUCCUGGAGACUUGCGACUUCAAACUAUUCUGGAGAGAACUGAGUGCAACACCAGAGUUAACUGAAGGAGUUGUUGGUUUUGAAGAUUCAAUCAAGAAAUUCAUCUGCCGCACAGUUUCAAUAUCCUACCAACGCAUCGGGUUGGAGGAGUUGCGAUCCCUCCUUGGUGAUCUGGGAGAUGAAGAGUUGAAUCGUUGGAUCAAAGUUAACGAAUGGUCGAGAUUGGACGGUGACCUUGUGUUUGUUGCAAACCAGGAAGAACUUGUAAAAACGAGGAAUAUCGUUGAUAAAGUCAACUUCGAAAAAAUUCAAAGUGUCAUGUCAUCUGGUAUGGCUACUUGAAGAAUUGGCCAGUUCUUGUUCAUUUUUGUUGAAAUUGUGGGAGAUUGCGAAGACAUGUCUUAGAUAAAUUGUGUUUUUGAAAUAAAAUAGUUGUAUAAAGAGAAA